Molecule: messenger RNA, 928 nt
Organism: Selaginella moellendorffii
Lineage: Eukaryota; Viridiplantae; Streptophyta; Lycopodiopsida; Selaginellales; Selaginellaceae
Product: germin-like protein 5-1
Exons: 1
Coding region: 108-758 (216 amino acids)
Cellular component (GO): cell wall
Molecular function (GO): manganese ion binding
Source: RefSeq, a predicted model, not a curated record
ACCUUUGGAGGCUACUCUCCUCCCAAUCCCCAGUCCCCAACUCCGAAAGAAAUUCACGCGCCAUCUCUCCUCUCCAAAUAUCCUCCUCCGCUCCAACUCCAGUCGCAAUGGCAGCAGCAGCAGUGAUGCUCCUCCUCGUAGCACUUGCAUUCUCGCCCAGCACCACAAAUGCCUACGAUAGUGAUCCCCUGCAGGACACCUGCGUCGCCGACCUCAAAUCCAAGCUCUCCGUCAAUGGAUACCCUUGCAAGACAUCCCCUCCCAGCGCGGCCGACUUCGUCUUCAAGGGCCUCGCCACCCCGGCCAGCACCAACAACGCCAAUGGCCUGGGGGCCGUGUUUGGGGUCGUCCAGGCCUUCCCGGCUCUCAACACCCUCGGCCUGUCCAUCGCGCGCCUGGAUUUCGCCAAGGGAGGCCUCGUCCCGCCACACACGCACCCGCGCGCGUCCGAGCUCUUCCACGUCCUCGAGGGAACCAUCUACGCCGGGUUCAUCACCACGGACAACAAGUUGUAUGCCGCUACGGUCAACAAGGGCGAGGUGAUGGCGUUUCCGAAGGGGCUCAUCCACUUCCAGGUGAAUGCCGGGAAUUCCACGGCUUUGGCGUUUGCGAGCUUGAGCAGCCAGUCGCCCGGAUUCCAGCUCGUUGCGAACGCGCUGCUGGGCAGUGGCAUCCCAGACGGCGUGCUCUCCAAGACUCUGUUUGUGGGUACCAAUGUCGUGGACAAGCUCAAGGCUCCAUUUGUUCCAAAGAAGUGAGUUCUUCCAUUGAGGAGUGUAAUAUAUAUGUAUGUUAUUCCGCUUUUGAUUCACAUUGGAGUAGAAGAGAUAAAACUUGGAGGUGGAGAACAGGAACUUUCUGUUUUCUUUGUAACGAGCUUGUCCAUCCAUUGCCAUAUCUAUGUCAUGAACUGAAAUUAUUUGAGAUA